Amoebophrya sp. A120 is the source of this 6997-nucleotide messenger RNA. Lineage: Eukaryota; Dinophyceae; Syndiniales; Amoebophryaceae. The record is from the annotation of a GenBank genome assembly.
AGCUCCCCGAUUUCACUACAAACGAGAGAGCUUUCUUUUCGUUCCCGGGAUUUUCUCUGUCCUCUUUCAGAGAAAGUUCUACUAACAUCACUUUGGCGCCGUUGCAAUAUCGAAAUUGAUACAGCACAAAAGCAAGAUGGUCGAGCAGACGCAAGGUACUAUUCCCUCGUCCGCUGAACAAGUUCAGCCUGGGACGGCACUGGACAUGCUUGCAAAUUUGCCACCAACGCCAACUUCCAUUGCGGCGGACGAUAUCAGUAUUCUUAUGUGUUUAUCGUGCAUUUUUAUGGACAGACACAGAAGCAGAACUAUGCAUGUGCAUCAUGAUCAUACAUACGAUACUCACAACAAUUUGCAAUGCAUGUUUUACAGCAUAAAAGUGUAAGGCCAUAACCACCACAGGUCUUCACGCCCUCUCCUUUGAUGACGCGACCCUCCGCGAAGCCAACGUUCUAAACCCCGACUUAGAAUUGCAGAGGCAGGAGAGGGAGGCGCAGCGGAAGAAAAUUUUUCAAAAAUUGAAGCAGGACGCGGACGAGUUUCUGAAAAAACCGUUGGACGAAAUUGCCGCGGAAAUUCGGAAAGUGGAUGUUAGACAGUACUUGUUUUUCGCACUGUGUUGGAUGAAUACCAAUAUGGUCCUCGUGACACUCACGCUAAGUAACAGAACUACAAACUGAAAAAAUGGGCUUGAUGUCAUGGCUUACCUCGCUUCUGAGAUUCAUUGUCAAAACACGACGUUCAGGCUCACCGCCACCUCUGGCAACGAUGGGGAACUACACCUACCGACGGCCACAACCUCCCUGACCCUCCCCGACCCCAGAAUUACGGGUACUAGUGCCUCUCCUCUCUCCAAGUUGCGAAUCAGCAGCGCCGGGCAGGUCUUGCUUGAGAAACUGGAUGAACUGUUUCCGAAACAUGAAGAGGAGGCGAGGAGGAAGCGGUUUAUGGAGUUAGCGAAAGCUACUGCUGAUACAGCUCAGAACUCUGGGAUCCACUCGAAGAAGAAGAGUUCUAGCAAAACUACCGGCAGUAAAAUAACGGCUGCUGGAGGUAAUCAACAUGCAGAUAAAGAUGCAAAGGAUCUACAAAAAGACGAGCAGCCGGAACUUCUAAAACAGUAUGAGGAGGAGCGGAAGCAGCAUUUUCUCCGGGUAAAACCAACCCCCGGGUUUUUCUUCGAGGAAACCACGGAUGAGAAGCUGCGCAGACGGUUAGGGAAGGUGUAUUCGAAGAACCGGUACAGAAAGGGGAAAGAAUCUUCUAUCAGCAAGACCACGAGCAAAACGAGCAAUAAGAACGACGAAGACUUCGGCGACGUGUCAGAUGCAGAGGUGAGGUCUGGUGGGGAAGAAGAAGUUAAACCACCAGGAAUAUCAAAUGCAAAAAUGUUUGGGUCUGGAAGGAUGCGAACUUGUGAUGCGCAUUUCACAACACAGACAAAUCUCUCUUGCAUAGGCAGCAAAAGGCGCCCACUUCCUGUCACCAAAAUGGGGGAUUUGUCAUGCGGAUUAGGCAAUGCGGAAGUUUCUCGAAAUCUGUGAUGCUAGGGCUUCCAUGACAGACAUUUUGUUUCAUGCAAAAACAGCAUGACAUUGUUCCAGACCCAGAUAUUUUUGCAUUUGAUAAGGAAUAUCAAAACCAAGAAAAGAGUUCGAGAUCGACUGCCCUUCCGUCGGGAAAAUCACGGGUUUGUCGAAGUUCGCGAGGAUCUAUGAGAGUGGACAACCCCCCCCCCUCUUCCGCAUUUGUAUGGCAUACACAGCAAUACAAACACCAGCAAACGUGGAGCCUGUGCAUGACAAAUUUAUGCGCCUACUGUAGUACUGUUUGAGGUUCCGGAAAAAUCUGUCAUGCAAAGAGUGCCACAGGGCAGCACUUGGACUCGGGGUUUUGCAUCACAAAUGAGGGGAAGGGGGAGCUGUGCACUCUCAUAGGAUCAUUCUGGACCGCAUCCGUUUACGGACGGAGAAGGAAAGUUUAGCCGGAUUUUCCUUGGUGAGGACGGUCAACAUUAACCCGGAGAUUAAUACUACUACUAGCCGGGUGGUUACGCCAAGAACUGCUGUUGGUGGGACCACUGCUGGGUCAACAACACCGAUGAUGAAUAUCAACCCUGCGACAGCAAUAUGCAUUGCAAAAGUAUCGUACUCGUAUAAAUGCAUUACAAACUUCCUCAGCAUGAGAAAUGAAAUUUGUAAUGCUGAUUUACCUAUAAGAAAAAGACUUGUGAUGCAUGAUUACAAUACGAGUACAGUGCGAUACUUUUGCACUGCAUAAGCCAAGUACAAGCUCCACCACAGUCAGCUUGGAGAAGUGGACUCGUAUGAUAUCAACUGCAAAUAUGUCUGGGUCUGGGAGAAUGCCAGACUUGUCAUGCAGGUUUUCCAUGACCCAGGACGUCUGGUAUGUAGGACAUAGCAUGACAGAUUUUUUGAGAGUUCUAUCAUGCCUAUCCUGCAUGAGAAACUGCCUCGCGAUUAGCUCAAAAGUGGACAGCUUUUGGUAAUCAUGCAACACAGAUUUUUUACAUGAUUCAGAUUUAGCAUGAUAAGUUGGUUCAAUCCAGACCCAGACAUUUUUGCAUUUGAUAGGUGAGAAGCGGAGACAACUGUUUUCGAUUGACGAGGAAAACGGAGACGAACAAGCAGGCACAACAACUUCAAAUGCGAUGAACGUGAACACAAACCCGUACAUGACGGGAGUGAGAACUUAUGCGAGGAUUUUAGAACUUCACAAGGAAGCCAGGACAAGUCAACGGGGGUUUGGUGGAAUGGCGAGCGCUGUCUCAUCGAAGAAUUCCGUGGCUUCUUCUGCGCAAAAUUCGAAAAAUACAUCCGGACAUCAUGAGGCGAAGCCAGCUGGGAGUGGUGCAGGUGGAGUCACUGCUGCCGCUCCUGGAGGCGCUGUUGCUAGUACAACGACCGUCAAUCCGGAAAUAAAACGGCCGGUACCCCCAGCGAUUUCGACCACAGCUGCUAGUACAACCGGAAACAAGGAAACCGAAACAACCAUACGAACACCGUCUUCCAGCGAACAGGUCACGUCGACCAAUGCGAAUGGUGCUGCAUCAAAACAUGCCUCGGCAGUAGUUCCAACGACCACGCUUUCCACUUCCAACGGCAGCGCUGCGAUUACGACGAAACCUUUGUCCAAACUGCAGCAGAGAAAGUUAAUCUCCUCUUCCGCAAGUUCUUUUUCUCCAACCUCAGCAGAUGGGACAACAACUGCAGCGGGCUCUGGCACCAGUAAAACCUUCAGCGCACCACCGCAGGGAACAACCUCGCUCAGGAAGGAUGCUUGUGCUGCAAGUACAAUCAGAGCUCAGGAUGCGCCUGGUGUUCUCGACGAGUCCAAGUCAGAGGAAGCCAGUGUUUAUCCUGAGUAAAAACAUACCCACACCAGAGUCAGGAUGAGGAUUUUGCAACACAAACCGAGGAGUUUUGUGAGUCACGCAUGACAAGUUGCACUAUGCAGUGUAGUGCAGGUUAGCAAGUGCAGCCGCGUCACAGAUUCAUCUGCUCAUCCUGUUCACAGCAUCACAAAUUCCAAAACACGACUGGAAAUGGCUCUCAUGGGGAUGCGCAUUACAAGUCUUCCUGUCUUUGCAAAUCUGCAUUACAACUCUGGUGUGGGUACUUUUUUACUCAGGAUAGUGUUGCCGAGGACAGCAGUAUGAUUUCUCCUCUUAUGCAUUGCAAAUAUGUCUGGGUCUGGAAGAAUGGAAGCUUGUCAUGCUUGUCUCUCAUGACUCCUAACUGUCUGUGAUGCAUGACCAGGAUGAGAGUCUCUUGCUUCUCAUGCAGAAGCGCAGUUUGCCAUCCAUAACUUGCAACACAUUAGCAGCUCAAGAACUUGUCAUGCUUGGCUGCGUAUUGGAGUGCGUCCACCAGUCCCAAGCCAGCAUCACAAGUUUCCAGACCCAGACAUAGUUGCAAUUCAUACCUCUCGGCGCGGUCGCCUACACCACCGCGAACGCGGUCAGUGUUAGUGCCGUUGCGGGAGCGGCGAACAGUGCGGAAAUUAUGUCAAGGGUUGACAAUAAAACAGCUACGACUGCUCGUACUUCUCAAGCUGGCACAACUCCUCAACAAACCACACCCAACCCCUUUAUCGGAAGUAACCUAGCGAAUUCCCGACCGCGAUUGACUGGCUCAAUUCUCGCGCCGGCGUCCAGCUCGACCUCCAUGCCGUCGCAAAUUUCGCAGUUUCACAUAUCCCGGGAAAGAAUCCCCCCUCCCCAUAUCGAAAACGUAUCCGUCUGAAAAUUUGUGAUGCGCAUUUGUGACCUCAAAUCCUGUCUGUCUUGCAAGAAGGCAAGUCCAGAAAGCGCUCCGCGUUUUGCAGGCGGUUUGUGAUGCUGUUGGGCUUAGAGCAUACCCGUUUGCCAUGCUAGGAGCCUACGUCAAAACCUCUCGACAGGGGCUUGGCAUAUGCCUGCAGUCCUCUACUGCAAGACAAAUCUGAUUUGUGUACGGAAAUCCAGCAUCAGAAACCUCGUUUCGAUAUGGGGAGGGGGGAUUUUUCCUUUUGAUGUCACAGCACGAAAAAUCGGGUGGAGCAGCACGAUGUGACGUUGACGUCUCCCGUGGAUAACAAUCCGUCUUCGGUUAAUAUCGGUUCUUCUGGCGCUGGUAAUAAAAAUAAUUCCUCUGCGUUUUACUCAGGUGAAUCGGGUAAGACAAAUAAAAGCAGCGCGCCUAGUCCGGUAGAGUCCAAUCCGACGCCAGGGUCCUUUUAUCACGUUGGUAGUGGGAAUGGAAAGACCUCCGAGGGUGGUGGGGCUUUGUGGAUUAGCACGCCGACAGAUGACGUCAGCGGCGCAGGCGAACAAGUAGACGUCCUGGGACGUCGCACAGGGGCCACGCCGGUAGAACAAGCCAGGGCGGUAGUGUUCCCUGGAGCAGCUGGUGAUGCGGCCGGUAUUGCUUCCGCGGAGAGAGGACAAGAUGAACAACCUCCAGCAGAAAUACAAGAACCAGCUGCACUCACGUCAGCAGCGGCUGCUCAGCACGGAAAAGAACGACCGGCGAUGGCGAUCUCUGUCCCAGAACGGUUUUUGCCGACGAGCAACAAUUCCAUGGGGCGAAUGCAGUUUGGGGCUGGUAGUCUGUUGCAGCAGAAUGUUGACGCGAACCAAAUCCUUGCUGCUGGUAGCUCUGCCUCCUCUAGCGUUGUUGCACCCUUAUCUUCUGCAACAUCAACGGGUGGUGCAACACCCAGCUCCACCUCCGGCCGCCCGAACUACCGCACGCCGAAUACCACGACCGGACCACAGCCGUUUUCGUUUUCAAUGCAACCGAGAACGAGCGCUGGGUCUUCUACUACUUCAAACGCGAACUCACCCUCAUCCUCGCAGAAGCCUUCAAUAUCAUCUUCUUUCGCAGACAAUCUGAAUGGAGCAGCAGGUGGAGCGGCUUCUUCUGGGAGUAGUAGUACCAAUGCCGCUCUACUCAAUAACAGUAAUCUGUUGCAGCAAACCCAAACAAGCCAGAGGCAGACGCAGAUGCAGUUUUUGACUCAGACACCCAGUCACGCCUUGACGCUGAACAACGCGGCUAGGAUGAAUGUCGUGGAACUAACGACGCCGACACCGAAGAACAGUGUGACAUCAAACACAGGCUCGAACAAUGCUGGAAGCAGCAAUGCAGGAGUUGCGCAGCAAGGACAAUCGCAAAACCUCUUCGAACAGCAACAGAACCUGGCUUUGAACAGUGGCAGAGGGAUAUCCAAGAAAAAAACUGUGUUAGUGUAACUUUCCUUGGCUGACAGCAUCACAAAUUUGGUCUACAUGACAGCGAAAACCUGUCAUGCGUGGCUUGUAAGGGAAAAUACACACGAAAAGAGGGCUUCAUGGCUGUCUGGCAUGACAGGUGUAACUCUGUUGCAUGUUCUGCAUUACAAAGUUACACUUACGCAGUUUUUUUCUUGGAUAAGGGAGUGGUGGGAAUCAUCUUUCUGGCGGUUUUUUCGGACAACAGCAACACCUGCAGAGGAACUUCGGCAUGCCGAUGGCGCAAUUUGCAAAUCCCCAGCAGCAACAACAGCAACUUCACGAAGAGCAACUUAUGAUGGAGCAGCGCUACGGUGUGGAAAGUCCGAAUCCGCCCGCGCUAUUGAGAGGAAAAAUCCCCCCUCCCCAUAUCGAAAAGAUAUGUGUCCGAAAAUUUGCGUUGCUGAUUUGAGACCACAAAUCGCGUCUGUCUUGCAAGGAGGCAACGCCACAAGCUCCGCAGCAUUGUGCAGGCGGUUUGUGAUGCUGAUGCGCCUACAGCACGCACGUUCCUCAUGCUAGACGCCUAGGCCAAAACCUCUCUACUUAGGCUUAGUAUGGGCAUUCAUUUCUCUCCAGCAAGACAGAGCUGAUUUGUGUACGCAAAUCCUGCAUUGAGGCUUCGUUUUGAUAUGGGGAGGGGGGAUUUUUUUUUUUCCUUACAAUAUGCGCCGGCUCUUGUUCCUUCUGGCGCAAUAUACGGACAGCAACCACCACCCGCCGCCGCCGCCGCAGCCGGCUCACUCUUGCCGCAGCGAAACCGCACCCUGGCCGGGUUUAAGCUUUCGGGCGACAUCGAUUUGAAGGGGUUCAUUGCGGAGGAGGCGCAGAAGGAACAGCACCGGCUGCACCCGUUUCGAAACGUGCAACCGCAAUUGACCAUGCCGGUCAUGCCGAAAUUAGGGGGUGCGGGUGCCGGUGCUGCGGGGAACAUGCAACAACCGCACGGGGGAGGUGGUGGUGGUGGAAAUGUUAGUAACUAGAGGAUUACUUCUUAUCCUCCGGCGAGAGGAGGUGUGAUUUGCGGGUUGGAAGACUGAGUCACCCUUCGGCAUGCACUUCUUUGUACUGAGGUAGGAAAAGACAUCAAUGUUGAGAACAUGAAAGUAGUAGGAGCGGCGUCUUCUUUUCGAGGUGCAGAUCUGAUGCUGAUCUUACAGAUGGUUUAGCAAAUAAAGAAUUUAUGAUCUUGUUUGAUCUGGAUUAAACCGCAGCGAAUGUUGG